This is a messenger RNA of Saccoglossus kowalevskii, 767 nucleotides long. RefSeq names its product SLIT and NTRK-like protein 4-like. The record is from RefSeq and is a predicted model, not a curated record. Lineage: Eukaryota; Metazoa; Hemichordata; Enteropneusta; Harrimaniidae.
AUUAUGCCACGUAGUGUAUUAGUAUUUGGUCAAUCUAACAGUAUUCUUAUCCUAUGUUUGUCACCCAGAUUUAUCAGUGAUAAUAAGUUACCAUAUUUUCCUCAUGCUCUAUUUGAAGGGGAAUCCUAUACAAGUUUGCGAUAUCUACAUGCUGAUCAUAAUGACAUCAGUAACAUGACUACUUACUCUGAUGACCAAUACACAGCUACAAAUUUAGUGUACUAUAAUACGAAGAAGUACAACGUGGAACUCUUUGGAACAGCACGUUAUUUACAAGAAUUAUACUUACAUGAAAACCAGAUUGAAAAGAUUGAGUCAGAGGCUUUCAUCGGAACGGUUGGAUACCUAUAUCUGCGUAGAAAUAAAAUUGAAAUUAUUGAGUCAGAAGCAUUCACUGGAUCGUUUCGAAUUUACCUGUACUCUAACUUAAUCAGAACUAUUAACAGUCCAAUGUUUGGGAGUGGAUCAACAGCGUACAUAUUAGAUCUGCAUGACAACAAGAUUUCGAAAUUGACUGCUGAUGUCUUCACAGGGGUGAACAUCGAGUAUCGUCUAUAUCUUCACAACAAUAUACUUAGAUGGUAUCCUGUCGCUGCAUUGUCAAAUCAGAACUUACAAGAGAUAACACUAUCUGAUAAUCAAAUCACUACAAUACCCAAUUCAGCCUUCACAGCACAGUCCAAUUUGCGAAAACUUUACUUGGAUAAUAAUCUAAUGGCUGAGCUUCAAGAUGGCGUCUUUGAUGGUCUGAAUAAUUUAGAGACACU